Molecule: messenger RNA, 1935 nt
Organism: Verticillium nonalfalfae
Lineage: Eukaryota; Fungi; Ascomycota; Sordariomycetes; Glomerellales; Plectosphaerellaceae
Exons: 2
Coding region: 1-1935 (644 amino acids)
Source: RefSeq, a predicted model, not a curated record
AUGGUGUCCUUCUUCGGGCUGAAGCUCGGAGGGGAUAAGAAGAAGAAAAAUGACAAGUCAGCUAACCUUGAAGGGCCUCAGCCGAAGGAUGGCGACAGCGACUUUUUCGGCACCACUCUUAACAAGCAGGACCUCCUACACCUGGAUGCGAGCACGCCCAUUCCACGCCCGGGUACAGCCUCUUCCAACCGGUCGUUACCCCGUCCGAAGCUCCCCUACAUGCACGGCAGCGGAAGCAUGGUUGACCUGGCUGCUGGGGCCGGCGCUAGCUUCCAUGCGACCCAGCAAUCGAGCAUCGGCUCCGGCGUUCGUCACUACGGUUCAGAAACGAAUCUGCGCACACGCUGGAACAAUGCGAGUUCCACGAGCCUAGUACCACCGCCAAUGACGCCGGCAGCAGCCAACGGCCGGCCAGGGACUGCCGGCUCAAACCGCGGCACCGGUUGGGUCAACCCCCUUGAUGUCCAUUUCUGCCGCGACGGCUCGUCAGGUUCGACGCCUUCGAGGACCCAACAGCAACAACGGCCGUCUACUUCGUCUGGUGCCAAAGCAUCGACGCCGACUGUUGCCUCGACCGCACCGCAAAUCCCCAGGAGCCCUCUUGGACAGUUCGAAUUCAACCUGGCUCCACUCGACGUAUCGAGCCCAGCAACACUGCAGCCCGUUAAACCACUGAGACGAGCAGAAACAAGCCCGAUGCAGUUGCAACCGGCAUCGGCUGUAGAUGAGAACAGAACUCUCAAAUUAACAAAAUCACACUCACCGCCGAGGUCAUAUCCGUCGCCGCCACCGUCUCUGAAUAGCACGGAGAAGCCUGGCACGCCCGUGACAACCCCAGCAAUAGAAGAGGGAACGUUAUACCGCCACCGGGAUCCAGCACAGCCGGAAAAGUACGCCGCCGCGCCGCAGAAUAUCGACUCACUCCCUUCCCCAGCAUCUUCGCACGAAGAUCAAGAAAUGGGCUCUUGGGAUCGACCUGUCAUUCGUGAUGUGACUGCAAAGCGAGAUACGCUCACGCACCACCCUACACGUCGUCAGAGCGUAUCCAUGGAUAUUGAGGAGCUGAGUCGAAUUGAUUUUGGUUUCGACUUUGGGCUCGACAAAAAGGAACCAAGUCCGGCGGCCAAUGUAAGCCCGACCGAGGUCAUCAACUUCGAUCUAGGACCGCCGCCGAGGAGCGCCAGGCGACCGCCACCACCGGUCGAUGUACGAGGCACACAACAACCUCAUGGGCCUCCGAGAGGACCACCGCCACAAAUGCGAGGCCCCCCACGACCCUGGCCACCACCUGCGCAACGCAUGCCUAAUGCCCGACCGCGACCACACGAGCCUGCCCCGCGCAUCGCGCCACCUCCCGUCGCCAGAACCGGGCUGCCGCUGCGGUCUCCUGUUGAGCCAGAUCACCCCUCCAAAGGACCACAGGAUUUCAACUUGCCCCCACGCCGGCCUCAGCCGUCGCCGGUCAUCGACGCGGAUCGCAGCUACGGUCUUUCGCCAGCGAAUCGCCGAGCAGCGCCCCCGCGGCUUAACGUUCCCGCACCCCCGCUGCGUGAUGAAGGCUCACCUCUCAGUCCCUCAUACCAGUUUCCAAAGUUCGACGAAGGCGACACAUUUUCUUCGCCAAGACAAGCACCGUCGCCGCUCGGUGCGAGCCCACGCCUGCAGCAGGAGAGUCCCAAGGAACCCCCGCCAGGUGCUUCGAGCUGGCCGCUUGCUGACGGCGGCGGUGCGGAUGUCAGCAAGCCCCACGCGCCACUGGUGAGCCCAAGCUUCCGGGAACGCUCACCUCCACCACAGUGGGCGGAGGAUCGUCGCAAGGUCGAGAGGGCGAAGACACCACCUCUCGAGGGAGGUGUCGGGAUGGGGACCAGACCAGACUUUGGUCUGAGAGCGCCAACAGGGAUUGCGGAUGAGUUCCAGGUGGGGUUCAUCUAG